AAAAUAAAUGUUCUAAUUUCCAUCAUUGUUUAUAAUUCUUUAAUAAUAAAUCAUAAUACUCAUAGCUGUUUUUUUUAGUUGAAUAAUAAUAAUUGUUAACAAUAAACUAUAUCGAUAUAAAAUAUAUCAACAAUUUUUUUUCUUUAUACUCCUUAGGUAUUCUAGACAAACAUAAAUUUUAAGAAUUUUCCUAUUCCAGUAAAAUAAAUUAAUUCUAUAAAACUAAUAACUAUCACUUGCAAUGGAAAAUCCAGAAAAUUCAACCUCAAAAGUGGGAUCUUUAGAAGAUGAAGCACGCAAACGAAAGGAGCGUUUAGCAAAUCUAAAAAAAAACCUAACUAAUAAAAAUGAAUCAAAAAAUGCUGAAGAAAUUGUGGAUAAACCUUUACCAAGACCAAAGUUUAAGAGUUAUAUACCCGAGGAUGAAGGCCUUAAGGAAACACUUAUACCAACACCUCAACCGGGCGAUAUUGUUGCUGAAGUUGAAGACCAAUUAAAGGCUGGAGAAACUGUAUUUACUGUUCAAGAAUUGGAUUUAAAUACAUUGGCACCAAGGAAACCAGACUGGGAUCUGAAAAGAGAUAUUGAAAAACGAAUGGCCAGACUUGAAAGACGAACUCAUAAAGCAAUUGCUGAAUUAAUACGUGAACGACUUAAAGGUGAACAAAAUCUCGAUUUAGCAUCAGCUGUCAAUGAAGGAGCUAGAGCAAAUGCUACGCUCGAUGUCGAUGAAGAGUAACAAUCGUUUAUGCUCCAAAAAUGUCUGUCUAUUAUAUUUUUACUAAAUUUUGACAUGUAAAUAAACUAAAUAAAUACUAAUUGUAAUGUAUAA
Molecule: messenger RNA, 832 nt
Organism: Adelges cooleyi (spruce gall adelgid)
Lineage: Eukaryota; Metazoa; Arthropoda; Insecta; Hemiptera; Adelgidae
Product: coiled-coil domain-containing protein 12
Exons: 3
Coding region: 242-739 (165 amino acids)
Cellular component (GO): U2-type spliceosomal complex; post-mRNA release spliceosomal complex
Source: RefSeq, a predicted model, not a curated record